Rasamsonia emersonii CBS 393.64 is the source of this 2787-nucleotide messenger RNA. RefSeq lists its product as uncharacterized. The transcript is spliced from 10 exons. NCBI's taxonomy places the organism in Eukaryota, Fungi, Ascomycota, Eurotiomycetes, Eurotiales, Trichocomaceae. Gene Ontology annotation, molecular function: ATP hydrolysis activity; ATP binding. Bases 1 to 2787 code for a protein of 928 amino acids. The record is from RefSeq and is a predicted model, not a curated record.
AUGGAAUUCGACCAUGCAGACCUGGGGCAAUCAGGGGGAGAAUUGGAAAAAUGUGAAGGAGAAGAAGAGAGAAAGGCAAAGGAGGGAGAUGGAGAGGACAAAUACGACGAGAGGGUUGGUAAUGAUGACUCGGGAAGUCAGGAAGAGGACAACAACAAGGAAAACGACAAGAAAGAUGACAAGGAAAAUGACAAGGAAAAUGACAAGGAAAAUGAUAAGGGAAACGACAAGAAAAAUGAUGAAGUGGAAAACGGGAUGGAUGAAGAUGACAAGGAAGAGAAUGAGGACAACAAGGUGGGAAGUGAGAAGGAGGAAUAUGAUGAGGAGAAAGGCGAGGACGACAACCACAGUGACAAGGACGACGACAACAAGAACGACGAGGGAAACAAUGAGGAUGAAUCCGAUAAGGCCGAAAGUGAUGAAGACAGUGACGAUGAAACAGCAGACGAGAGCUCCACGGGUCCAGACCCCAGGGAUCUCGCAGACACCGUUCUUGAAUCCGUGAAGGCCAUGGCCGGCCUCUGCAAAGUGAAAGAAAAGUUUCAACAGCUCCACGCAGAGAUCAGGGCAAAAACAACACAGGAACUAAAACUAGGAGACAGCCCUUGGGGUGCUGCGUUUCUUGGAAAUCCAGGGACAGGCAGGAUGAUUGUCGCUCGGCUCUAUGUGAAAUUCCUCGUCGCUCUUCGCAUCGUCCAGCCCAGGAUGACAGUGCUCACUGAAUUCGACAAUCUGCACAAUCUUCCCUGCCCUUCCUUUUCAAAGGAAUUGGAUUGUGCAGACGGUCGGGACACAGAUUCUGCUCUAGAAGACAAGCCAAAAAAAAAACAUGGCUGUAUCCUUAUCUUUAUCGGAAUUUACAAAGACACGCAACGCUUGCUGGACUCUUCUCCCGCAUUAGGAGACUUCGCCGCUCCGCAUCGCUUCAUUUUCGACGAUUACGGCCCGGACGAACUCCGGCUGAUUCUGGAACGGAUUCUCCAAGAGAAGUAUCAUGGAAAAAUGAAGGUGGAGGGAGGAUUGGACGGUCCAUACAUGAACAUGGUCGCUCGGCGGGCCGCAAGAGGAAGUGGCCAAGAAGGCUUUCUCAACGUCAUUGCCCUACGGAGAGAGAUUUCAAAAAUCGUUAGUCGACAAGCCCUACGUAUCGCUCGAGAGCAGGAGCAGAAUGGGACUCCUCCGGACCCCUUCUAUUUAACCAAGGAAGACUUGUUCGGUCCCGAUCCGAGCGCUGCAGUCGAACACAGAGAAGCAUGGCUAAAGCUGCACCGUAUGGUCGGGCUCAGUUCGGUCAAGGAAUCGGUGAGACAGCUUCUCAAACUGGUGCAGCUCAACUACCAGCGAGAAUUACGGGGAGAGCCGAUUCGCCAAGUUGCGCUCAACAGAGUCUUUCUUGGAUCUCCAGGAACUGGUAAAACGACGGUUGCGCGGCUCUACGCACGGAUCCUGGCAGAUCUUGGCUUGCUGAGUAAGGGGGAAGUUAUUCUCAGGGACCCGACAGAUUUCAUCGGCAUAUAUCUCGGACAGUCGGAGGCGAAAACGCGCGACAUCCUCCGGUCAGCACUUCAGCGGGGUAUUUAUCAAUUGACCAAUCAGUCACUUUCCUACCCCUCACAGCCACUCGCCCUUAUACACAUUGGUAGUAUCUAUUGCACCGGCGUGACAGGCUACAUCGGCGGCGACGCGCUGUAUGCACUGGCAACAAAGCAUCCCGAGCUAUCGUAUACAGCCCUCGUCCGCAGUACUGAAAAGGCAGAACAAGUCAGGGCACGCUAUCCAUCCGUGCGAGUUGUGAUCGGCAAUCUGGGCGAUUCUGAUCUCUUGAAGAAAGAAGCUGCAGACGCGGAUAUUGUGUUGCAUGCCUCUGACCAUGUUGGAGCCGCCGAGGCCAUUGCUGCGGGCCUCGUAGCGGGACAUACAAAAGAUAAACCCGGGUACUGGCUCCAUACUGGAGGUACCGGCAUCCUGACCUACGAAGAUUCCGAUAGGGGAGUCUAUGGAGAGAAAAGCGACAAAGUUUACAAUGAUCUGGACGGUGUCGACGAACUCGUUAAUCUCCCUGAUCAUGCCUUCCACCGGAAUGUCGAUAAGAUUGUGCUGGAGGCGGGCACGAAGCAUGCAGAUGUUGUCAAGACGGCUCUUGUUUGUCCGCCUACAAUAUAUGGCACCGGUCGAGGCCCAGUUUCCCAGAGAAGUCGUCAGGUCUAUGAAUUGAGUAGGGUGACCCUCCAACUGCAGAAAGCACCCAUAAUCGGCGCUGGCCAGUCAUACUGGAACAACGUCCACGUCCACGAUCUGAGCGAUCUGUUCACUCUCCUCGCAGAGGCUGCCAUCGCAGGUAAAAACGACGACGGCCUCUGGGGCAGCAAGGCGUAUUACCUUGCAGAGAACGGAGAACAUUGCUGGGGAGAUAUCGCAAGGCUGGUUGCGCAAUCGGCAGCGAAGCAGGGCUAUAUACCAGAAGCGAAAGCUAAACAAAUCGAUAUCGAGACAGCGAGGAAGCUCGCUGGGUUUGAGUCGUUCAGCUGGGGGUUGAAUUCCCGUGGACGAGCACAAAGGGCACGGAAACUCCUCGGUUGGAAGCCUUACCGACCGAGUCUGGAGGAGGAGCUGCCGGGUAUUGUCCAGAGAAGUAAGGCGUUGCAGAUAUACCAUUUCUCUGUUCCAGGAUUCUUUGCGUCGAUGUUACACAUGCCCCUUAUUGUCCCGAAAGCGAAGGCAAGGUCCUCUAGUAGCUUUUUUGUCUAUGAAGUAGAAAUUCUCGUCGACUCCUGGACUAAAUUAUGA